Messenger RNA from Exophiala bonariae, 285 nucleotides. RefSeq lists its product as uncharacterized. Lineage: Eukaryota; Fungi; Ascomycota; Eurotiomycetes; Chaetothyriales; Herpotrichiellaceae. The transcript has 2 exons. The record is from RefSeq and is a predicted model, not a curated record. The coding region runs from base 1 to 285 and encodes 94 amino acids.
AUGUCGUUUGGCAGUGGAGGGGGUUUCUCCUUCGGAGGAAAUAACAACAAUAAUACUCAAUCCACUUUCGGCGGCUUUGGAGGCAACAAUAAUACCAAUUCUGGCUUUGGAUCCGGCAACACCACCGGCGGUUUCGGAGCCAGUACCAACAACCAGAGUACGUUUGGAGGAAGCACAUUCGGUUCCAAUUCUGGAGGUACGUCACGGUUUUCACUGCACUCCCUUCUACUUCACUCGCAGGCAGUACCGCGCACCUGUGAAGGCAGCACUAGCCAAAUAUUCUAA